Messenger RNA from Microdochium trichocladiopsis, 684 nucleotides. Its product is annotated as Alpha/Beta hydrolase protein. The record is from RefSeq and is a predicted model, not a curated record. The transcript is spliced from 4 exons. The annotation marks the transcript as partial. Gene Ontology annotation, molecular function: hydrolase activity. Lineage: Eukaryota; Fungi; Ascomycota; Sordariomycetes; Xylariales; Microdochiaceae.
GCCCUGCUGCUUCUCGGCUCAGCCCAGGCCUCCCCUCUUGACUUGACCUCGCGCCAGACCACCGCCUGCCAGGCCGUGCACAUCUUCAUCGCGCGCGGCUCGACGGAGCCCUACCCGGGCCGUCAGGGCGCCCUGGCCAACGCCAUCUGCAGCGGCCUCCCGAGCUGCGGCUACGAGGACAUUACCUACCCUGCCGCGUACAGCCCGUACUGCAACUCGGUGCAGGCUGGCGUUGUCAAUGGCAAAGCGGCCAUCACUGCAUAUGCCAGCAGAUGUCCUAAUGCCAAACUGAUCUUGACGGGGUACUCGCAGGGCGCCCAAGCCAUCGGCGACAUCCUCGGCGGAGGCGGUGGCUUUCUGAGCGACUGCACCCAGCCGUCUUCCACCGGGUUGAGCCGCUUCAGCUCCCCUGGCAACAAGAUCGCUGCCGCCCUUCUCUUCGGCGACGUCCGCCACACUCCGAACCAGUCGUUUAACACUGGUACUGGCGCUGGUGGCUCCGGUAUGUGGCCCCGCUCCGGCGCGCAGCUCGCCGCGCUCAACUCGUACGCGUCGGUCCUGCGCUCCUGGUGCCUGUCGGGCGACAGCGUCUGCUCCCAGGGCGGCCGCGACCCGACCGCGCAUACCAGCUACUUCAACGUGUUCACCCAGGAAGCUGCUGCGUGGGUCAAGACUAAGCUCUGA